Lemur catta (Ring-tailed lemur) is the source of this 3812-nucleotide messenger RNA. RefSeq names its product cyclin Y (gene CCNY). Gene Ontology annotation, molecular function: protein kinase binding; cyclin-dependent protein serine/threonine kinase activator activity. Gene Ontology annotation, cellular component: plasma membrane; cytoplasmic cyclin-dependent protein kinase holoenzyme complex. NCBI's taxonomy places the organism in Eukaryota, Metazoa, Chordata, Mammalia, Primates, Lemuridae. Gene Ontology annotation, biological process: regulation of cyclin-dependent protein serine/threonine kinase activity; regulation of canonical Wnt signaling pathway. The transcript is spliced from 10 exons. The record is from RefSeq and is a predicted model, not a curated record. Bases 113 to 1138 code for a protein of 341 amino acids.
CGGGCGGGCCUCCCCUCCACGCCCCCGCCGCCCGCGCCCCGCGCCCGCCCGCCGCCCGAGCCCGGGGACCGGGAGGAAGGCGAGAGCAGCUGGAGUCGGGGGGCCGCCGAAGAUGGGGAACACUACCUCGUGCUGCGUGUCGUCCAGCCCCAAGCUCCGGAGGAAUGCCCACUCCCGGCUGGAGUCCUACCGGCCUGACACGGACCUAAGCCGCGAGGACACGGGCUGCAACCUGCAGCACAUCAGCGACCGGGAGAACAUCGACGAUUUGAACAUGGAAUUCAAUCCUUCAGAUCAUCCUCGGGCCAGCACAAUAUUCCUCAGUAAAUCUCAGACAGACGUGAGAGAAAAACGCAAGAGUCUCUUCAUUAACCAUCAUCCUCCAGGACAAACAGCAAGGAAAUACAGCUCCUGCUCCACUAUUUUCCUAGAUGAUAGCACAGUCAGUCAGCCAAACCUCAAGUAUACAAUUAAAUGUGUAGCUCUUGCAAUAUAUUAUCACAUCAAAAACAGGGACCCAGAUGGAAGGAUGCUCUUAGAUAUUUUUGACGAAAACCUUCACCCUCUUUCGAAAUCCGAAGUGCCACCAGAUUAUGACAAACACAACCCAGAGCAGAAGCAGAUUUACCGGUUUGUUCGGACAUUGUUCAGUGCUGCUCAGCUGACGGCUGAAUGUGCCAUUGUCACCCUGGUAUACCUUGAAAGACUGUUAACAUAUGCAGAGAUAGACAUCUGUCCGGCCAACUGGAAGCGCAUCGUGUUAGGGGCGAUUUUGCUGGCCUCCAAGGUGUGGGACGACCAGGCCGUGUGGAAUGUGGAUUACUGCCAGAUCCUGAAGGACAUCACGGUGGAGGACAUGAACGAGCUAGAGCGACAGUUCCUCGAAUUGCUCCAGUUCAACAUCAACGUUCCCUCCAGUGUCUAUGCCAAGUAUUAUUUUGAUCUCCGUUCUCUGGCAGAAGCAAACAACCUGAGCUUCCCCUUGGAGCCCCUGAGCAGGGAGAGGGCGCACAAGCUUGAGGCCAUCUCUCGCCUCUGCGAGGACAAGUACAAGGACCUGAGGAGAUCCACGAGGAAGCGCUCGGCCAGUGCUGACAACCUGACCCUGCCCCGGUGGUCCCCGGCCAUCAUCUCCUAACGCGGAGGCCCCCCUGGAGGCCACAGCCCCGCGGUUUCUCCUUUAGUUUAAGAAAAGACAGACUUGGGGUGGGUUUGUUUUUGUUUUUUCCUUUCCUUUCCUUUUUAAACUCAUAGCUCCGCCGGGCUGCCUCCACGACCGCCUCCGCACGGCCGCGAGGGACGCCAGUCAGUAUUCCGGGACCGCCGCGCCGUCUCGCGCCUCCCUCGGGAGGGAAGGACUCCGACCCAGGGGGGGAGCAGGGGCGGGGAGUCGCGGCCGGGCGGGGACGGGCCACCUGGCCCGGCCGUCCCGGUGCCCCUCCCGGUCAGUAGAGGAGCGCGACGGACACAGCGUAGGUGACAGAGUUGGACGUGCAUUAAAGACAGUGCUGCCUUCCCACCCGGGUCAGUGUGUUCUGUGAGACUUCUUGCAUUCCUUCCUGCUGCUUUUUUGGGAUUCGGGGGAUUUUUGUUGGUUGGUUUUUCUCCUGUUUUGGUCCCACAGAGCAGAGAACAUAGUGUGUACCCACCACAGCACAGACAUGCAAAUACAUAGUCGUGGUCGUUCCUCGCUGCGCCAUCUCGCGAGCCGUCGUCUGAGCUUUCUUCCUCCCCGGUGGGAUGUGCUUGUCGGGGCUCCGUACUCCUUUAUUUUAUAAAGUGUUCCUUCAACACUGGCAGGAUUCACUUGACUGUAGUGCUGAACCAAAAGUAUCCGCUCCCCCUUACUCCUCACCCCGAGAAAAUUCUAGAUUACAUGGGUGCUUGUGCCUUCCGAUUUUCUUGCUGUUUUGGGGUUUUUUGUUGUUGUUGUUUUUCUCCCCUUUCUCUGAGCUGAAGUUAUAGUUACAAACUCAGACUUUGUGGGCUGAAGGAAACAAGGUGUGGCAAAGGGUCCUCCGCCCGGUUGGGAAUUUUUCCAGAGUGCUGGGUGUUUGCCUGAAGUUAUCUAUUGAGUAGGAGCCAUUUGUUUGUACUCCCUGCCUAAUUCAUUCCUCUACUUCCAAUGUCCAUUGUUGCAAGCAAUAUUCUUCUCAAUUUUUAUAUGUUUACUUUAAAUCAAAGUUAGUCUAUUUGUAUAAAAUUUUUUAAAAAUCUAAAAUUACAAAAAAAAAAAAACAAAAAACCAAGGGUGGGUGGGUAUUCUCGUGGGAAGAUCAUUCAAGGGAAAAAUGUUACUAUUUACUGAGGUAUUUUUCACAGAAUGAUUGAAUAAAAAAAAUUCAACUUGCAUUUUCAUUGUGGGUGCUUAGAGAAGUUCUAAAAAAUUCAAACUGUGAAGGUUUCUGCUUCAUUAGUUAUGACCAUACUUUUUCAUUCUGACUCUUCCUGAUUUCCUUAUGGGCUAGAUAAGAAUCUUUGACAUCAAGCAAAAUAAAAGGGUUAACGAUAGAAUAUCAAAUAGUAAAUUUGAUGUUAAGUCUUGAGAAUCUGAGUCACUUGCACAUACAAUGCUUUGGGUUUUUGCGUAUUUUCUUAGGUCACAGUGACAGAGGUUUCUGAGUGUUUUCCUUUUUCAAAUCUCUGAGGUGAACGGCAGAAUUGAUCUGUGUUUCACCUUCCUCCCGUGUGAGCUUGGAACACUUUGGAAUCUUAUCUUAAAUGAGUCUUGAGAACCCUAAAAUCAUGCACUUGGUCCCCAGACUUGCUUGCUCUUGAUGAACCACACUUUGGAAACGGAAGGGACUCAGAAUGUCAAAAUCCCAAGAGCAUCAAGCCAAAAGUGUUAGGUUUCAGUGAAAUUGGUGUCAUAUAUAAACAUGAUUGUUUGGGACAGAAAUGUCACCACAUUCUUUCUGGCCUAAACUUUCCCAAGCAAACAAGCAGAAUAUCAAAAGUUAAUUAUCUUUCCAUUGUAAUUGUGUUGAUACACUCUGUAUGAGUACCAAAAUCAGCUUCUCCCUUCAAGAGUUGAAUUUAGAACUUUAAAUACAAAUCUAAAAAUGUAGAAAAUAUCAUUUUAUAUUUCCCUAAUCUAUAUAGCUUAAAAAGGGACAUAUUUUCUUAGCUGAAUAUGAAUACCUCUUAAACAUAAAUUAGUUCCUCUCAUGUAAAUUAUCUUAUUUUACUGAUCCAUUUCAGGAAAGAGGUUCUGCUGCCUUUAUAGCAGAAAUCUUAUUUUUAUCCCUUUUAUUUGAAUGAGAGAUUUGAAAAUUGAAUUAUGUAAAUAUUUCAAUGCAUCUGCUAUUAUUUUGUGGAGUUUAUUAAACUACUUUAAAAAAUUGUAUAGUCUAUUUAUUGUAUGUAUGUACAUACAGUCUGAUACCUAAAAUUUAAAGUGGAUUCCGUAAAACCUGACUCAUUCUUGUUUAGACUUAUUGAAUAUUGUUUUAGCCUUGUGCACUGGACUCUACCUCUGUAUAGGAAAAUUUUCCAUAUUCAUUACUUAGUAUUGAUCUGUAUUAAUUGGUUAUGUUUCUUGCACUAAGAAUUUUUAAAACUCUGCUGUAAGUGUAGAUUUUAGUUUUACUUUGGCAGUAUGAAUCACUUGACACGUAGGUAGAUACUUUAGGUUCAUUUCAUUUUAUUUUUCUACAUGACGACGAAUAGUUACGUUUGUUCUCUGAUUUGUUCUAAGUUUGCCAAAACAAAACACAAAACCAGUUCAGUACCUAUUGAUAAAUUGUAGUGACUGUAAUUUGUUUGCAAGGUGAUUCAAUGCCCUACUAUUAAAGCUGGACUGCUGUUUAGGA